Messenger RNA from Bombus pyrosoma, 1448 nucleotides. RefSeq names its product transport and Golgi organization 2 homolog (gene Tango2). Gene Ontology annotation, biological process: Golgi organization; protein secretion. The transcript is spliced from 4 exons. The record is from RefSeq and is a predicted model, not a curated record. The coding region runs from base 594 to 1418 and encodes 274 amino acids. Gene Ontology annotation, cellular component: Golgi apparatus. NCBI's taxonomy places the organism in Eukaryota, Metazoa, Arthropoda, Insecta, Hymenoptera, Apidae.
GUUUGUGAAAGCGAGAAGCCAUAAAUUUUUGUGGUCUAAUGAACAAUGACAGCGUUUAGUAAAAGAUGAAUACAAUAUAUAUAAUGCUUUCUCACUUUAAUAUUAGCGAUCUUGACGUCUUAUAUGUUACUCGGCCAAUCACUUUCUGAUUUGCCGCUAUGUCAAGCCUCUCGCUCGUUUUUCGUGUUCUUUGUCCUAUUCAAGAAGAAAAUCAAGCAGAAUAGCAUAUUUGACUCUUAAUAAGGCAAUUAACCGGACCCGAGUGUGUUGUUUAUUUAGAGGCAAAACUGUAUAUAAAUAUAAUUAAAAUUAUGAGUAUUAUUUUACCUUUUUCAUAAUUUUACCUUUUAUUUCGAAAAAUUACAUUUAUAAAUUGUAAAAUAUAAUUUCAAUUUACAUGCUUCAUGUAAAUGUAUGUUGAUGUCUUACUAGCUUACUAGCUUAUCUUCAAUUAUCAAUGAACAGAAUGUUAUCUUAAUUUAUGAUUGAAAAGUGUUUAAUCUUAUCAAUGACAUACAAUAAAAGAGGUAUAAAACAAAAGCCUGUGAUAUAAGCAGAUAUUGCUCUGUAGUGUUUAAGUAUUUGUUACAACAAUGUGUAUUUUAUUUAUUUAUCGUAAUCCUGAUGCUGAUUCUGAGUCAUAUCGAUUGAUUUUGGUCUCAAACCGAGAUGAAGAUUUUAAACGUCCAGCAUCACCAGCUCAUUAUUGGGAACACCAUCCAUUAUGUUUAGGAGGUACUGAUAUGGAGCCUGGAAAAGAAGGUGGAACUUGGCUAGCAAUGUCAUUAACAGGAAAAGCUGGUGUUGUUUUAAAUUUAUCUGAUGAAGCAAGUUCAACUAAUAUACCAAAAGAAGGACGAGGAUUUUUAGUGCCUAAUUUUGUUACAUCAAAUGAUUCUGCAGUUUCAUAUUUAGACAAAUUAUACAAGAAGAAUAAUGAAAAUCAAAUAUAUAAUCCUUUUAUUUUGGUUUUAAUAGAUUUACAGAAUGCAGAUGUUAAGUAUCUAAGCAGUUCUCAUAAUUCAACAGGACCUAAUUCAAGUCAAGACAAUAUCUUAGGUUUUGGUAAUAGUGGUCUUGAUAUUCCAUAUAAAAAAGUUGAAGCAGGGAAAGAAAUUUUCAAAAAUAUUGUUAAGGAUAUUAAGGUGUCAAGACAAAUGACUCUGAUUGAAGAACUUCUGAAAUUUUUGAAAUCAAAAGAAAGAUAUUUGCCAGAUCCUGAAUUGCAAAAACGUUGUUCAAAAAGGUAUAAGGAACUCAGCUCAAUCUUUGUAUCAACUGAUGGAUAUUGUACACGAACUCAUUCUAUUUUGUUGGUUAAUGGAAACAAUGAACUAACAUUUGUUGAAGAAACACUUAUGCCAAAUUUAACAUGGAAACGUCAAAUAUUUAGUAACAAAUUAAUACGUAAAAAUUGACAGUGAUAAUAAAAAUAAUUGUAAACGAUA